CGCACACUUUUUCCUUCAGUGCGAAAGACAGAAAAAAUAAAUUGUCGAAACAAAAAAUAUUGUUGACUUUUCAAAAUUGAAGCCGAUUAAAAAUUUUAUUUGUGAAAAAGAGAAAAGCUUUGCAUUACACAAACAAACGUACAAAAGCAACUGCUAAUACAAAUAAUUCAAGUGAGCCGAGAAAAAGAAGCGACAAAGAUGAGUGGCCGUGACGACUUCUUCUCCAAAGAGUCUUCACUCAUCAACCGCUCCAAACGGGAGCUGGCGGACGGACGUGAAAAGGAUCCAAUCUACAAAUUGCGCUUGCAAUGCUUCAGUCGUGGCGCAACCGGCAUACUCGGAUUAGCCAGAACCUUCCGAAAUAUGGAUGACGAUGGCAGCAAGGCGCUGAAUUUCGAAGAGUUCAGUAAGGGAAUCAAAGAAACUGGUUUAGAAUGUACGGAUAGUGAAAUAAGGGAUAUGUUUGACAAAUUUGAUGAAGAUAACAACGGCUCGAUUAAUAUGACGGAGUUUUUGCUGAAAUUGCGGCCACCAAUGCCGCAGUCGCGUUUGGAUAUCAUCGACAAGGCAUUUAAGAAAAUCGACCGCACCGGUGACGAUCAAAUCACCAUUGAUGAUUUGAAGAACGUCUACUCCGUGAAGGAUCAUCCCAAAUAUUUGAGCGGUGAAAUGACCGAGAAUGAAAUACUCACACAAUUCCUCAACAACUUCGAGGGGGGACGUGGCAACUGUGAUGGUAAAGUGUCGAAGGAGGAAUUUAUUAAUUAUUAUGCAACAAUAAGCGCUUCAAUUGAUAAUGAUGCCUACUUCGAUUUGGUGAUGCGACGCGCUUAUAAACUGUAAAUACAAUCCCAUGUAGGAGUAACACAAAAGCGCUGCCAUAACAAUAAAUGCAAUGCUUGUUGCAAGCACAACAAAAACAAAAGCGUAACAACUAACAACAGCUGGCAUUUUUUAAGCUUAUAACAACAACAACCAUUAAAUAAAUAAAAAAA
This is a messenger RNA of Bactrocera latifrons, 995 nucleotides long. RefSeq names its product calcyphosin-like protein. The coding region runs from base 199 to 843 and encodes 214 amino acids. Gene Ontology annotation, molecular function: calcium ion binding. The transcript is spliced from 5 exons. Lineage: Eukaryota; Metazoa; Arthropoda; Insecta; Diptera; Tephritidae. The record is from RefSeq and is a predicted model, not a curated record.